Messenger RNA from Psylliodes chrysocephalus, 4399 nucleotides. The record is from the annotation of a GenBank genome assembly. Lineage: Eukaryota; Metazoa; Arthropoda; Insecta; Coleoptera; Chrysomelidae.
AUUUAAACGUUUUAUUUUAUAGGCGUACAGUUAAGCCGCCAUUAGACUUUUAUCAUUAAAUGAAACGUACUAGAUCUAGGGACCCUAGAAUCCCCUCUCUGCCAAAUGUAGGUGCCGACACUGUGUAAUAAAAUAAAUUAAGCAGCGAGAUUUUGUUGUAUGAUCAAUUAUUACGAUUAUUUAAACUUAAUAUUAGCAAAAAUAAUAAAAAUAAAUGUUUAUUUCCAUCAAAAUACUAUUUAGGAAGAAGAUUAAAAUCCGAAAUUCGAAAUCGGCGCGCGGUUGGUGUUGAUGACACGGAAUGAAAAGGAAACGGGAAGUGUCAAUUUCACCAGUGCUGUCGACUGAGUUGGCUUGGGUUUUGUCUAAAAUAUAAUGAAGUGAUUUUUAAAGCAAAUCUUUCAUUUUUACAGCAACCAAAAUGGAAUUAGAAACCGUGAAUCUGAAUCGGAUUUGCAGGACGUGCAAAUGCGUUAGUCCUCAUAUGCGAUCCUUGUUUGAGGGUUAUGAAAAUCCUCAUCAGAGUCCCCGUAUUGACGAGAUGCUAAUGGCCUGUGCUUCAAUUCAGGUGAUCUGUGGAGACGGUUUGCCGACUCUAAUAUGCCAAAUAUGUAUCGAACAAUUAAAGAAUGCCUAUAUAUUCAAGAGACAAGCCGAAAAAGUGGAUAUAGGUUUAAGAGAGUACGCAAAAAAUUUAAAAGUUAAUGAAAUUAAACAGGAAUUGCAAAAUUCUGAAUUUAUGGAGUCUCUUAACACUUUGGACAGUAUUCUAAAUGAACAGUCAGUGACUAAAGAUACAGUUAGCACUGGAGAAGUUGUUCCUUCGGCUCCUAAGUUUGAAACUGAUUAUAUUCAAUUUAUGGACAACAAUCAAAUGCUACUUACUUGUCGAGAGUGUGCUAAAAUGUUUACCACAUUGGAGGGUCUUCGUUGUCAUAAACGUAUCCAUACUGGUGGUAUGUACAAAUGCAAACAAUGCGACAAAGAAUACACGAGGCUUAAUCAUCUACAAAGGCAUGAACAGUCCCACAACAGAAGAAAAGUGCAUGUGUGCAGAAUAUGCAGUAAAACAUUGACAAGAAUGGAACAUUUGAAACGCCACUUGGUCACCCAUCUCAGGGAGAAGCCAUUUUCCUGUAAAACUUGUAAUAGGGGCUUCAAUAGAAUUGAGCAUUUGCAUAAUCAUGCUCCUAGGUGCAAAGGUGAUACUGUUUAUCCUUGCGAUAUUUGUAACAAAGCUUUCAACCGAGAAGACAGUCUUGAAGUUCACAAAAAAAUGCAUGACAAUCAAGCUCCAAAAUUGCCUACCAUUGAAAAUUUGGACAACAUUGAAGAUCACUACUAUCAAAUUGAUCAAGAUAAUACUACAGUCGACUUUUCUGAUCAUUCUGAUGUUGAUGAUUGCUUUGAACCUCAAGUUGAGGUUACAGAAACAGAAGAUGAUAAACUCAAAGUGGUUGCUGAAAUUUCAAAUCAAGAUCAAGAUCCUGAAGAAGAAAGUUUACACAGCGAUGGAGAUCUUGAUAAUGACGAUACUGGUUCUAUAGCAGGUGGUGAUAUAGAUAAUGACAGUGAUUUGGAUGAUAUUGACAAAGACAUUGAUGAUAAUGAGCCAGAGAGUUCUGAAGAAUUAGAAAAUAAACAGCUGCCCAUUGGACACGAAAUAACUGAUGAAGAAAAACCAGAUGUAAAAGUAGAAGGACCAAAAUUGCAAGACCAGGAAGAUGAAUAUUUGAAAGACGUCAUCGCCGAGGUUGAAGCUGAUGAAUCAUUUUCAGAGGAUGAUGAUUCAGACAAGGAUAGCGCCGAUUCUGAUUACAUGCCUAAAAAAACGAUUGUUAAGGUCAAACGUGGACGGGGUAGACCACGUAAAAAUCCUGAUGAACCUCCUAAAAUUAAAAAACUUAAAAUUUCAAAAACUCCUGGAAAGAGAGGCCGCAAACCAGGCUCAAAGAAUAAAGUUAAAGAGCCCGGAGAGAUAUCUGUCAAAAGGGAGAGAGAUGAUGAUGAUUAUGGAGAAUUUCCAUGUCCUAUUUGUAAUGAGAUGUUCCAUAGUAUUCUUAAGUUGGACAAGCACGCUAGGAUGAAACAUGAGGGAGAAAAGAUUCACAAAUGCAAUGUGUGUAACAAAGAAUUUGCCCGUAUUAAUCACCUAAAGAGACACGUCACGUCUCAUUCAACUAUCAAACCGUUCCGUUGUACGGUAUGUACAAAGAGCUUUAAUAGGCGCGACCACCUUAAUCAGCAUCAGAAAUUACACGACAGACAGAACGAUCAUGAAUGUGACAUAUGUCAAAAACCAUUCUCUAGAGCCGAUCACCUUGCUAAACACAAGGCCUCGAAGCAUGGCAUAGGAGAGCGAAUUUCGAUGAUCGGUGAAAAGAAGUAUGAAUGCCCGUUGUGCCACAAGUUCUUCACCACGGAAAAAUACCGGGACGUUCAUGUGGCCGGUCAUAACGGCACUAAAGAAUAUUCCUGCAAGGUGUGCGAGAAGACGUUCCUGUCGAAAUCUCAUCUAACGGAACACAUGAAAUUCCAUAAUGAACAUUCCAAAAAGUUCCUUUGCUCCGAAUGUGGACAAAGAUUUAUUAGAAAUGAUUAUUUGGUCAUCCAUAUGAGAAGACAUAGGGGCGAAAAGCCAUUCAAGUGCAAAUACUGUGGAAAAGGUUUCCCAAGAACAACUGAUCUUACCGUUCACGAGAGAUACCACACUGGUGAAAAGACGCAUUUGUGCACUAUUUGCGGAAGAGGUUUUGGAAGGGCGUACAAUUUGACGGUGCACAUGAGAACUCACACUGGAGAAAAACCAUAUCAGUGCACUUAUUGUGACGCCGCUUUCGCUCAAGGCAACGACUUGAAGGCCCACGUCAGAAGACACACUGGAGAACGGUUUCAAUGUGAAUUGUGCACUGAAAGUUUCCUUAUGGGCUAUUUAUUGACGCAACACAAACGGACUGUUCACGGAUUGAACGUUGUAAGCAACAUCAGAAGGUUGCAACCUGUCCAUAAACAGGAGAAUCCGGACGAGCCACCACCAAUUACAAUACCCCUACCAAAACCUGUCAUUCCAGACAAUGUUAUGUUUAAUGCCUUACAUGCGAACGCUCUACAUGCUAAUGCUCUCCAUGCUAAUGCUCUGCACGCUAACGCCCUUCAUGCGCAGUUGGCCGUUGCGCAGCUCCAUUUAGCUAGAGAUUAAGCAGUUGGAUGUAUUAUAAUAACCGAUACACUUGCCUUUGUAAAUACCACAUGGUCACAUAAGUUUACAUGCAUCAGUAAGGAACAAUAACGGUAAUCUCCUCAUAUACUAUUAUAAAAAUAAUAUGUAAUAUAAUAGCUAGUAGUAACUCAUAGGUACUAAUCACAUAGAUCUAUGUGUUUAUUUUAUUAAUAUUUCAUGAGAGAAGCUUGUGGUCUUGAAAUCUCACUUUGUCUUUCAUCUGUUUAUAUUUUCACCUUUAGUUCAUAGUAAUUUAUAAAUGAUAAAUGGUUACAAAAGAUUUUUGAACUGAUGUUUCAUUAUAGAGAGUAAUAUUUUAUAGGACUGUCCCGAGAUUAUUGAAAACUACAGAUUCAUAAAUAUGUAUUAAUUCCACCCUGUAAUUCUAUAAUUUUAUGUACCUCUAAAUAAUUUCCAGCUAGACAUAUCCACAGAUACAUAAUUGUUUUUUAUUAUAUACAACUAGUUGCAUACAGUUUGCACAGUGCAUUAAUUUGGUGCAAUUUAUGGCCUAUAUUUAAAUAGUAGUUAAUUUAAGGGCUUGUAGGACCCUAUGCAAAUCCUCGUGAUAUUAGCAUCGUGUCCAUUGAUCCGAACCGCUUAAGAUCUACAAAUUUUGAAAUAUUGUUUUCAUAUUUUUAAAUUAUUGUAAAGUUUUAUCUUUUUUAAAAUUAUGACUGAGAAUAUAAUUUAUUUUUUUUUCUUCAAAUUAAUAAAGACCUUCCUAACUGGUGUAUUUUGAUGAAAUCAAAAUAAUAAUUGUAUUGAAAAAAUAUUUAUUUGAAAAAAGUCAAACAAAUAGCUUUAAAAUAUAUUUUGUUAGUUUUUUUUUAUGUAAAAUAUCUGUAAUAAAAAAUAGUAUUGAGUUUUUCAUGAAUUUUUAUGCUUUACAAGCUUUGUUACUGACAAUUAAUUAAUUAUGCACCAAGAGGACACGGUAUGGUUUUAAAUUAAAAAUAACGACUUUAAUUAUCAAUUUUAUUUAUUUAUAUUUCCAUUUCUGGUUAGUAAAAAAAAUACACAUCGAUUAAUUAACCACCAGUUAGAAAUUAGCGUUUAAUAAUAACUAGUUUGUUAUAAUAGUGUUAGCUCUACUGGAAAAAUAUUUAGCUUUCAUUUUAUGGUAUGCUAUAUUUAUGGUAAGUUUUCUAUGUACAUAGUUUAUUUUGUUAGAUGAUC